Messenger RNA from Myzus persicae (green peach aphid), 1038 nucleotides. RefSeq lists its product as uncharacterized. Lineage: Eukaryota; Metazoa; Arthropoda; Insecta; Hemiptera; Aphididae. The record is from RefSeq and is a predicted model, not a curated record. The coding region runs from base 298 to 1038 and encodes 246 amino acids. The transcript has 2 exons.
UAUGUUUCAAAGUUUUAAGCUCAUUUCGACAUUCGAGGUACAUCUUGAAACAAUAAUAGGUUGAUUGGAUGUUGUAAUCAGAUCUCUCGUAAAAACUAUUGUGAUUUUUGGUUAAACAAUUGUUUUGAAUAUUUUUUUUAGAAUUUAUCAAAAUUUUUUAUUUCGGCUAUUAUUACUCGAAAUGUAACUUGUAAUUAUUAUGUAAGCUAUUGAUUAUUUUCCAUAACAACUGGAAAAAUAAUACUUAUUGCCUUUUUCAUUUUGUUUAAAUCUGUGAAUCCUAACAUCGCAAAGAUUAUGUGGCUUUUUGUAGUGCAGUUACUUGCAGUAGUGUUCAACGUUUCACGGUCGGAAUUUAUAUAUUCCUUGUAUAACAUAAGUUCAGUACCUCCACUUGACAAUCUAUGCGGCUUGUCUCGAGCACAGAUCUUAGCCGCGCAGCAAAGCAACAACGUGAAAAAAGGUCCGUCGUCGUCACCGAAACGACCGUACGUUUUGGCUCCGUGUUUGGAAACCGAGUGCUCUGCAGUGCGGCAACGAGAGCUCAUCGAUUGUCUGACAUACGAAGCGAUCGCCAGCCAGAACCUCGAUGAUCAGCUGGCGUUGAACGUGCGGUCACUCGAAAGCCAGCUUAUCGCGGCCGCGGAUGACCGGGAACGGUCGACGGCCUUGCUACUCGAGGUGGCAAACCGAAUGAACGCGGCCAACUGCGAGUACCGUGAGUCCGCGAUGGCGGCCGAUAUGGCGUCCCGGCAGCUGGCGGAGCAGCACGAAGUCGUCAGCGAAGCCCAAGCGUUAGUAAACAACAUCAUCAUCCUGCUGGCUGAAGCCAAGGAUUCCAUGACGGCCUACGUUCAACUAAAGCAGGACACGGACGAGUUCAGCGUGUACGCCCCCGGAAAUCGGCAAAAGAACAACGGGUGUGCAGACGGUACCGGAAGUGGUGUCGUCAGAGGCUUCUCACAUGUGGCCAAAGUUGAUGCGCCUCCGCCGUCGCCGCCAAACAAAGCGAGCCCAACCAAGGAGAGCCCUACCUAG